ACAACACGACCCCAGCCUCCCAUCAUCCCUAGUAUAUAUUAUUGUCCAACCUUUGAUUUAGAUUCCACAGUUAGAUGAUCUUCCAAAGAUUGCAAUAGCAUAAAGCUAUAUUUUACACUCUCCCUGAUCCAUCUCCUCCACAAUACCUCUUAUCUCGCUAUAUGAACUAAGCCAAGAUGCAACAAUUCAACCUCUUCAAAGCCAAAUCCCAGAAAUCCCGUCGGAAGUCGCAAGAUCCCGUUCUAACAGCUGAAGAUGAGGCCUUCUUGCGGAAUGUUGCCGUGGACUCCUCCCCAGCCAUGGAACAGAUAUCCAGUCCCCUUCCCCCAGAGACCGGCGACCGAGCUGCCGAACCCGCCACCACUCUCGAGGCUACUAUAGAGACAGAGCUACCGAUGUCGCCGGCGGAGGAGUUCGGUAGGGAACUGGGCGAAGAAGCGAGACAGAUGAGAUCCCGCGCGGAAACGGAGCCCUUGAAUAGCGUACAGGCUUCUUCUGUGAAGAUUGAGAGUUCUGCGCCUAGUUCGCAGCCCCGGCAACCGGAGAAGAAGAUGAAGUCAUGGAGUUGGAUGUGGAGGAGAAAUCAUGAGAAGAAGGAUAAGGAAGUCGUCAAAGAAACUACAGGAUCCCCUACCACCGCCGCUCGGGAAAACAACUUGAAGGAAGCAGCGCAAGAAAGAGAAGAUAUGACAGAGAUCCUCGACCGACUCAACCUCGCCGCCGACAAUAACAGGGUAUUUUCAAUCGGCGACGAGACGCAAGAACUCCUCCGGAAAUUCAAGCUCAUUUUCAAGGACCUGAUCAACGGCGUUCCAACCGCUUAUCACGAUCUCGAGAUGCUGCUCACCAACGGCAACAGGCAGUUACAAGACACAUACUCGCAGCUCCCGGGCUUUCUGCAGAAGCUGAUCGAAAAGCUCCCCGAGCGAUGGACCGAGUCUCUCGCUCCAGAGAUUAUCGCGGCCGCUGCAGAGCGGGCGACCCAAAGCGGAAUCAAUGUCGAUAAUAUCGGCAAGGCAGCAGCUGCCGCGAACAAGAUGGGCAUCAAAGUACCCAACCUGAAGGAGUUGGUCGGGAAACCUGCCGCGAUCGUAGGGAUGUUCCGAUCCAUCAUAGCAUUCCUCAGGGCUCGGUUUCCGGCCGCCCUGGGUAUGAAUGUUCUUUGGUCAUUGGCUUUGUUCAUCCUCCUCUUCGUCCUCUGGUACUGCCACAAACGCGGCCGCGAAGUUCGUAUCGAGAACGAGCGACUUGUAACGGAAGACGAAAUUGGAAAGAUGAACGAGGAGUCCGCUGAUGGUACCAAAAUCAGGAGCACGGAAACUCUCGUCACCACAGCACCACACGGCGCCUCCACUGCCGAAGUCCACCAAGGUAUUAAAGAAGCACGACAGGCCCGUGAGGCUCAGGUGACGAAGAAGGACGAUCCCAAGCAGGAGACUGCCAGCGAGUCAAAGAGUGACUCUAAUUCUAUGAAACCAACCAGGUCCAAGUCGGUCCUGUCUAUUUUCGGUAGAUCUACCAGCUCGAACACGACGACACCAAAGGUUGCGCCGUAUCCGGGCACAUGAGUGAUGAUUAAUGAUUUGUUCUGAUUCUAAUGAGGAUAUAUUGACAUAUACAAUUAUCAGCUAGUUAGAUACAUAAUCUGACAUGGUUCUUGG
Messenger RNA from Aspergillus ochraceoroseus IBT 24754, 1661 nucleotides. RefSeq lists its product as uncharacterized. The transcript has 3 exons. Bases 177 to 1568 code for a protein of 463 amino acids. NCBI's taxonomy places the organism in Eukaryota, Fungi, Ascomycota, Eurotiomycetes, Eurotiales, Aspergillaceae. The record is from RefSeq and is a predicted model, not a curated record.